This is a messenger RNA of Eutrema salsugineum, 1254 nucleotides long. Its product is annotated as F-box/kelch-repeat protein At4g38940. Bases 1 to 1254 code for a protein of 417 amino acids. Lineage: Eukaryota; Viridiplantae; Streptophyta; Magnoliopsida; Brassicales; Brassicaceae. The record is from RefSeq and is a predicted model, not a curated record. The transcript has 2 exons. Gene Ontology annotation, molecular function: protein binding.
AUGAAACAUUACUGGAGAAGUAACAGAGACUCGAGGAAGAACGGAGGCAAAGCCGCGAAAUCUCUAGGCGAGAAAAAGUGGAAGAGACUGCAGAAAAAGAAAUUUCUUUCCUCCAAUUACAAGAUGUCACGUCGCUUGAACCUCUCCAAAAAUGGGGUUUUGCGCUUUCCUCGCCUAAAUCUACACAUGUCUUUAAAAAUUAGGGCAGAGAAGGAGCAAUCAUCGUCCCUGAUUACGUCACUUCCCGAAGAUGUUAUCAUUGACAUCUUAGCGCGUGUUCCGAGAUGCGAAUAUCCAAAACUGUCCCUCGUUUCAAAGCACUUUCGAUCACUCACUGCAUCCCCUGAGCUAUACGCGAGACGAUCCUCGUUAGGCUGCACCGAACACUGUCUCUACGCUGCCCUCUUUAACACAGAAACCAUGGAAUACCGUUUGUAUAUUCUUCACCGGAAAGCGAACGGCAAACGUUGCUUGGUCCUUAUCUCUUCGCUUCCCCAUAUUCCUUGGGGUGCAAGCUUUGUCACGGUGGGAUCAAGGAUAUACGUGUUUGGUGGGUUUGAGACAUCAAGUUCGGUAAGCAUCGACUGCAGAUCUCCCACGGCACAACCCCUCCCCAGCAUGCCUGUGCCAAUGUCUUGUAUAAUCAGUGGCAUCAUCGACGGGAGAAUCUACCUAAUAGGACAUUUGGAUACUUCCUCGAAGAAGAUGGUGAUGGUGUUUAAUACAGGAACACAAAUGUGGGAGCCUGAGAUUAUAAACCCAGAGAUUGAGCUAGGUAACACGUGGUUUGGUUCUGUGGUGAUAGCUGACAAGAUGUACAUGAGGGAUUAUUAUUACAGCUUUGUUUACGAGCCAAAGAAGAGUAAAUGGGAAAGGGACGAGAUGUUGAAUUCUAAGAAGUGGAUGUAUGCGUGUGUAGUUGAUGACGUAUUGUACUACUACGAUGGGGUCGAGAAGGAGAUAAGAGCUUAUGAUCCAAAGCAAAGGUGUUGGAGAGUGGUGAAAGGUUUGGAAGAGUCUUUGCCUGAGACGACAGAUUCAUGGUCUUCAGAAAUUGUGUGUUACGGUGGGAAACUGGCUUUGUUUCUCGAUAAUGAUAUAGAUGAUGAAGAAAAAACAUUUGAGAUUUGGUAUGCGGAGAUUUCGCUGGAAAGACGUCAAGGAGGAGGAAUUUGGGGUAAAGUUGAGUGGUGUGAUCAUGUUUUUAUUUCUCGGAAUUUUGGUUUUUCGAAACCUCUAGCUGUAAUGGUUUGA